AUGCAGAGGGAGAUCAGUGCCAUAAGUGAGAAAUGUGCAGUAUUUCAAGACACGUACGUUAAAAAAGAUGAUUUAAAAUUUGAAUUUGAUAAGUAUCAUAAGAAUACACGAGGGCAACUCAUAAGUCACCCUAAUGUCAAUAGCAAGAGAGGCGGUUCUUGCUUACAAGAUAGCCCCGACUGUGACAGCGGGCCGAUGGGCUUAAUGACCGUCCGUAACGAUAAUUAUACGUCGACAAUGACAGUGCAAAAACAGAUAGGUGAUCACCUGUCUUUGUCGGACGCGAGCGCUUGCGCGGUGGAGACAGAUAAGUCUGUCCUAUUCACACACGUGCAACAAGUGGCACAUCAAGAGUACGUGGAGGCCCCUCGUCAAGUAACUGCGGUUUCGAAUGCACACGAGGCAAAUGCAUUUGAGGCGCCCGCGCACCUAUCCUUGUCAUGCGUGAGCGAUACGGAGGCGGAAGAUCAUAAAGCUGUCUCUGUCGCUCCCGUAUUAAGGUCGGAGAUGACGACUCGAGCGCUUGUCUCGUCUGAGUCAGCUGGUGUGAUGACGUCGUGCAAUGUAGUGAAUGCAGAUAUACAAAGCGCCGUGAACAAGCAAGAUCGCUUAGAAAGAUACAGUGAUGUGGACGCAUCUAAUCUAAAUGACCGUAAAAUUGGAGGAUCUGGAAUUAGGAAUCAAAAAUCGAACUCAACUAUAAAAUCUGGAGUUGAUGACGCCUCGACGAAGAGAGACAUUACUGGUGUACAUGCUAGUACAAGUAAACAGAAUAAUAAGCUAGUUAAAAAACAUGGCAACUUUGAACGUGUACGGCCAGUUUUAAUUCGUAAAUGUAAAUCCAAGGGAAAAGAAAUUUUAAAAAUCCUUGCGAGGGGUAUUAUACCGAUUGCUGUGGAAUUGGUACCUGAAAGUAUGCAACGGCAGAGGGGGAGACAGAAAAGAUCCCAAAGAAUACUUCCUGCAAACAGAAAACGGUACAAUAAAUCCGAGCACGCUUUGCGAAAGAACCGUGAAAGACGAUCGUAUAGUUGUCCACGCUGUGGCCAUACCUGUUGCGACAGAUUUAGAUAUUGA
Molecule: messenger RNA, 1077 nt
Organism: Parnassius apollo (apollo)
Lineage: Eukaryota; Metazoa; Arthropoda; Insecta; Lepidoptera; Papilionidae
Source: the annotation of a GenBank genome assembly